UCUUUCUUGCACUGAUCCGAACGUGCGUGGUGUGACUUCCAGUUUUUACAUUGUUAUUGUUUACAAGACAAGAAAUUUCAGAUCGCAAUGAAGUCGAUAGAAGAAGUAAUGCGUCUUGAUAAAGAGCAGCUUUCAGCUUCUGUAAAAACCAUAGAGGAAAAAUGGAAGCUUUUACCAGCAUUUUUGAAAGUGAAAGGACUUGUGAAGCAACAUAUCGAUUCAUUUAACUACUUCAUCAAUGUUGAGCUGAAGAAGAUAAUGAAAGCGAAUGACAAGGUGACAAGUGAUGCAGAUCCUAAUUUCUAUUUGAAGUAUUUAAACAUUUAUGUUGGAAUGCCAGAUGUAGAGGAAGGAUUCAACAUCACCAAGCCCAUCACACCUCAUGAGUGCAGGCUUCGAGACAUGACAUAUUCAGCACCUAUUACAGUCGAUGUUGAAUACACAAGAGGAUCGCAAAGAAUCAUUCGCAAUAAUCUGCCAAUUGGAAGGAUGCCAAUUAUGCUGCGCAGCUCAAAUUGUGUGCUAACAGGAAAAAGUCCCGCAGAAAUGGCAAAGUUAAAUGAAUGUCCCAUGGAUCCUGGUGGCUACUUUAUUGUGAGAGGCACAGAAAAAGUCAUUCUGAUUCAAGAACAGUUGUCAAAGAACAGAAUGAUUGUUGAUAUAGACAGCAAAGGAAAUAUUGAAUGUUCUGUCACAAGUUCCACUCAUGAGAAGAAAACAAAAACAUAUGUUAUAGUGAAGCAUGAAAAAUACUACCUCAAGCACAACUCCUUCUCAGAGGACUUGCCGGUAGCCAUUGUCUUCAAGGCUAUGGGCAUAGAGUGUGAUCAGGAGAUUGUUCAAAUGGUUGGUGGUGAGGAGGACAUGUUAGCAGCCAUGGCGCCCUGCCUGGAGGAAUGUCAUCGAGCACAGGUCUUCACACAGAACCAGGCACUGAAGUACAUAUGGAGCAAAAUUCGAACACGCAGCUUGUGGGGCCAGAAGAAGAGCAAGACUGAUGAAGCUAGAGAGGUGCUGCAUAACCUUGUGCUUGCCCAUGUACCAGUACCCCAGUGGAACUUCAAGAUCAAGGCCACAUACAUGGCGUUAAUGAUACGUAGAGUCAUACUUGCCCAGACUGGUCGAAUCCAUGUUGAUGACAGUGAUUACUAUGGUAACAAGCGUCUGGAACUAGCAGGACAACUUUUGUCUUUGCUGUUUGAAGAUCUCUUUAAAAAAUUUAAUGCAGAGCUGAAAAAGAUUGCAGACAUGACCAUCCCCAAGCCAAGAGCAGCCCAGUUUGACAUUGUCCGCCAAAUGCGCCAGGAUCAGAUUACUAAUGGACUUGUGAAUGCCAUCUCUACAGGGAACUGGACAAUAAAGCGUUUCAAAAUGGAGAGAGCAGGUGUGACACAAGUGUUGUCACGACUGUCAUACAUAUCAGCUCUAGGCAUGAUGACACGUAUCAACAGUCAGUUUGAAAAAACAAGAAAAGUGAGUGGUCCACGUUCCCUUCAGCCUUCUCAAUGGGGGCUUUUAUGCCCUUCAGAUACGCCAGAAGGGGAAGCAUGUGGUUUGGUGAAAAAUCUUGCACUUAUGACCCACAUCACCACAGACCAAGAUGAGGCUCCUCUCAUUAGGCUGGCCAUGAAUUUGGGUGUGGAGGACAUACAGUUACUAAGCGGUGAAGAGCUCUCCAGUUUGCAAGUCUACAUAGUCUUUCUUAAUGGAAACAUUUUAGGAGUAAUUCGAAACUAUAAGAGACUUGUCAAUACAUUUCGUCUACUGAGGCGUGCUGGCUACAUCAGUGAGUUUGUUUCCAUUUUCCCAAACCAUGCCCAUCGUUGUGUUUACAUUGCUGCAGAUGGAGGCCGAGUUUGCAGGCCAUACAUCAUUGUCCAGAAAAGACGUCCAUUUGUAACAUCUAAGCACAUAGAGGAGCUGUCGCAAGGUUUCAGGAGUUUUGAGGACUUCUUGAGAGAAGGAUUGGUGGAGUACCUGGAUGUUAAUGAAGAAAAUGACUGUAUGAUUGCAUUGUACGAGGCUGACAUUACAGGAGAUACAACUCAUCUGGAGAUAGAACCUUUCACAAUACUGGGAGUAUGUGCAGGUUUGAUUCCAUAUCCACACCACAACCAGUCACCUAGAAUCACCUACCAAUGUGCCAUGGGUAAACAAGCUAUGGGUACAAUUGGAUUAAACCAGAGAAAUCGUAUUGACACCCUGAUGUACCUUUUAGCAUACCCUCAUGCACCGCUUGUCAAAUCAAAAACAAUUGAGCUAAUCAACUUUGACAAGCUACCUGCAGGUCAGAAUGCAACUGUGGCAGUAAUGAGCUUUAGUGCCUAUGACAUAGAGGAUGCUCUGAUUCUUAACAAGGCUUCUCUUGACAGAGGCUUUGGACGUUGUCUGGUGUACCACAAGCAGACUGUGACUGUCAAGCGAUAUGCUAACCAGACGUUUGACAAGUUGAUGGGAGCUAAGUUGGAUGAAACAACAUCAAAGCCCAAGUGGGCAUACCAGCUGCUUGAAUUUGAUGGAAUUGUGGCUCCAGGGGACUGUGUUGAAAACAGACAAGUUUUGGUCAACAAAAGUAUGCCAACAGUCACUAUAGCUCCACUCCCUUCAGCCCCAGGCCAGUCUAGAGAACCCCAAUACAAAGAAGUCCCCAUCAUGUACAAAGGCCCUGUACCUUCCUAUGUAGAGAAGGUUUUGUUGACAUCCAACCCAGAUGAGGCCUUCCUGAUCAAGAUUCUGCUUAGGCAGACACGGCGGCCCGAGAUAGGGGAUAAGUUCAGUAGUCGGCAUGGCCAGAAAGGAGUUUGUGGACUCAUUGUUCCUCAACAAGACAUGCCUUUCACUGACCAAGGCAUCUGCCCUGAUAUUAUCAUGAACCCCCAUGGCUACCCUUCUCGUAUGACAGUGGGUAAACUCAUGGAGCUUCUGGGGGGCAAGGCUGGUGUACUUGAGGGCAAAUUCCAUUAUGGUACAGCAUUUGGUGGUGACAGAAUCGAAGAUCUUUCUGAGGUGCUGGUGCGCAAUGGCUUCAACUAUCUUGGAAAAGACUUUGUGACUUCUGGCAUAACUGGGGAGCCAGAGGAAGCCUACAUCUACUUUGGGCCUAUUUAUUACCAGAAGCUCAAGCAUAUGGUAUUGGACAAAAUGCAUGCCCGUGCCAAAGGUCCACGGGCUAUUUUGACCCGUCAGCCAACAGAAGGCCGUGCCCGUGAUGGUGGUCUUCGACUAGGGGAGAUGGAGAGAGACUGCUUGAUAGGAUAUGGAGCCAGCAUGCUGCUGUUAGAGAGGUUAAUGAUCUCCAGUGAUGCCUUUGAGGUGGAUGUGUGUGGCCAGUGUGGCCUGAUUGGCUACUCAGGAUGGUGCAAGUACUGUGAAUCCUCUAAAGAAGUGUCAACGCUCAAGAUGCCAUAUGCAUGCAAGCUGCUGUUUCAGGAGUUACAGUCAAUGAACAUUAUUCCUCGUUUAUCCCUGAAGAAGUACAAUGAGUUAUAGCAGUAGCCUGGCACUAUCUUCAUCAGUGCUGUUCUAAAACUGUCUUUCACAAAAUGCAUGAAGAAAGGAAAGAACAAGGCAGAAUUCAUGUGCACAAUUCUUUGCCUUUAUUCAGUGCAGUUGCUUUAUGUUAUGAUGUUUGUGUUGCUAAUAGCAGUGUGAGCUUUGCAUUUCUGAGCAUCAACACAAUAUGAUGUGGCAGAGAGUUUAAACAGUAAACAAUGUGAACGGUAUUAUUUCAGACAGUGUUCUAACAAAGGAGACGUUAAAAUAUUGUCAUCAGAUAAGAGGAGGGUCAAGUAUAAAGCAGUUUUUUUUUUUUAGUUUUUUUUUUUUAGCAAACUUACAAUGAUGCUUAAUAAUAAACCUCUUCUGAUUAUGAAGCUUUACAACUGCACUCAGAAGUUCUUAUCUGAAGUUUUAUUUUUGUCUUUCUAAAGUGGGUUUCAUGAGAGCAUCAUGAGAAGUGGUGUUGUCUUCAGAACAUGGCUUUUUGACAGCAUUCCAUCCUUGUAGAUGUUUGGAAAAUGCUAUUGUUCAUGCUGCUAAAAAAGUUUUAUUCUGCAUUGGCUGUUUGCAUUAUGUGUGAAUGCAUGUUUUAAGUCUAAAAGGUGAGUGUAAAUAUAGAAUGCCAUGAAAAUAUAUGUGAUCUUUUAUUCUCAAUAUAGGAGCAGGGUGUGUGUGUGUACAUACCUGUAUAGUGUAGAUAUAUGUGUAUGAAUGCACUUGUUUGUGUGGUGUACAUGCAUUGAAGCAAGAAUUAAAGUGAAAGAGAAGAAAAAAACAGAA
Molecule: messenger RNA, 4278 nt
Organism: Pomacea canaliculata
Lineage: Eukaryota; Metazoa; Mollusca; Gastropoda; Architaenioglossa; Ampullariidae
Product: DNA-directed RNA polymerase III subunit RPC2-like
Exons: 29
Coding region: 88-3489 (1133 amino acids)
Biological process (GO): DNA-templated transcription
Cellular component (GO): RNA polymerase III complex
Molecular function (GO): DNA-directed RNA polymerase activity; DNA binding; ribonucleoside binding
Source: RefSeq, a predicted model, not a curated record